AUGAAAUCCAUAUUGACAACCACAACUGCAAUAUUAGGGGUGUUGUCCUUAGCUUCUGCUGCUGCUACUCCAUCAAGUAGUGUUGAAAAUGCUCAAAAGACUGUUGAUACAGAUCUUACUCUCGGUGUUAAACAAGUUCCUAAUAUUAUCAACGAUACAGCUGUUGAUGCUAACCAAGCUGCUAAAGGUUACUCAUUGGUCAAUGUUACCAAUACACCUAGAGGAUUGACAGGUAUCUUAAAACUCAAAGAAGCUACCAAUAUUUAUGGUUAUGAUUUUGAUUAUUUGAAUUUAACAGUUGAAUAUCAAACUGAAAAGAGAUUGAAUGUUCAUAUUGAACCAGUGAAUUUAACUGAUGUUUUUGUGUUGCCAGAAGAACUCGUUGUUAAACCACAAAUCGAAGGUGAUGUUGAUUCCUUUAAUUUUGCUGAUUCAGAUUUAGUCUUUGAAUAUGAUAAGAACGAUUUUGGAUUUGAAAUUAUUAGAAGUUCUACACGUGAAUCAUUAUUUUCCACUAAAGGUAACCCAUUGGUUUUCUCGAAUCAAUUUAUUCAAUUUAAUACCACAUUGCCUAAAGGUCAUGCUAUCACUGGAUUGGGUGAAUCUAUUCAUGGUUCGCUUAAUGAGCCAGGUGUUGUUAAAACUUUAUUUGCUAACGAUGUUGGUGACCCAAUUGAUGGUAAUAUCUAUGGUGUUCAUCCAGUUUAUUAUGAUCAGAGAUAUGAAACUAACACUACUCAUGGUGUAUAUUGGAGAACUUCAGCUAUUCAAGAAAUUGUUGUUGGUGAACAAUCACUUACCUGGAGAGCACUUUCUGGUGUAAUUGAUCUUUAUUUCUUUAGUGGUCCUGAUCCAAAAGAUGUUAUUCAACAAUAUGUCGCUGAAAUUGGUUUACCUACUAUGCAACCAUAUUGGUCCUUGGGUUAUCAUCAAUGUAGAUGGGGUUAUGAUACAAUUGAUGAAGUCAAAGAAGUUGUGGAAAAUUUCAGAAAAUUCAACAUUCCUUUAGAAACAAUCUGGUCAGAUAUUGAUUAUAUGGAUAGUUAUAAAGAUUUCACUAAUGAUCCAUAUAGAUAUCCAACAGAGAAAUACAGAGAAUUCUUGGAUGAGUUACAUAAUAAUAGUCAACAUUACGUCCCUAUAUUUGAUGCUGCCAUCUAUGUUCCAAAUCCAAAUAAUGAAACUGAUAAUGAAUAUGAACCAUUCCAUGUUGGAAAUGAAUCUGACGUAUUUUUGAAAAAUCCAGAUGGUUCUUUAUACAUUGGUGCAGUCUGGCCAGGUUAUACUGUAUUCCCAGAUUUUUUAAAUAACAAUACCCAAGAAUAUUUCAAUACUUUUUUCAAAGAAUGGCAUGAUAGACUUCCAUUUGAUGGUAUUUGGACAGAUAUGAAUGAAGUUUCUUCUUUCUGUGUUGGUUCCUGUGGUACUGAUAAAUAUUUUGAUAAUCCUGUUCAUCCACCAUUUGAAGUUGGUAAUUCACCUACUCAAUAUCCAUUAGGUUUUGAUAAAUCCAACUCAAGUGAGUGGAAAUCAAUCUCAUCAUCAAUUGCAGCUACUGCUUCUCCAACUUCUUCUUCAUCAUCCUCAUCUUCAUCCUCCUCAAGUUCAAUUGAUUCCAGAAACACUUUGGCUCCAGGAAAAGGCAAUAUCAAUUACCCACCAUAUGCUAUUAAUAAUGCACAAGGUGAUCAUGAUCUUGCAACCCAUGAUGUCUCUCCUAAUGCUACCCAUGUUGAUGGAACUUUGGAAUAUGAAAUUCAUAAUCUUUAUGGUUAUUUACAAGAAAGAACAAUUUAUAAUGCUUUAUUAGAAAUCAAUCCAGACAAGAGACCAUUUAUUAUUGGACGUUCUACUUUUGCUGGUUCAGGUAAAUACAUGGGACAUUGGGGUGGUGACAAUACAGCUGAUUAUUACAUGAUGUACUUUUCCAUUCCACAAGCAUUUUCAAUGGGUCUUUCAGGUAUUCCAUAUUUUGGUGUUGAUGUAUGUGGUUUCAAUGGUAAUUCAGAUAUGGAAUUGUGUUCUAGAUGGAUGCAAUUAGGUUCAUUUUUCCCAUUCUACAGAAAUCAUAAUGUUUUGGGUGCUAUUUCUCAAGAACCUUAUGUUUGGGAAUCUGUCAUGGAUGCAACUAAAACUUCUAUGAAUAUCAGAUAUCUGUUGUUACCAUACUACUAUACUUUGCUUCAUGAAUCUCAUGUCUCCGGUAUGCCAAUCUUACGUGCAUUCAACUGGCAAUUCCCAUAUGAUAAGAAAUUAUCUGGUGUUGAUAAUCAAUUCUUUGUUGGUGAUGCAUUGGUAGUAACUCCAGUCUUGGAACCUGGUGUAAAUUACACCAAGGGUGUUUUCCCAGGUGAAGAUUCUGUUUACUAUGAUUACUACACUCACAUUAAACAAAAUUUCACUGCUGGUAAGAAUGAGACUUUAGAUGCACCAUUAGGUCAUAUUCCAUUACACAUUAGAGGAGGUCAUAUUAUUCCAAUGCAAGAACCAGGUUAUACUACUGCUGAAUCCAGAAAUAAUUCAUUUGCUAUAUUGGUUGCUUUAGAUAAAGAUGGUAAUGCUUCUGGUAAGUUGUAUUUGGAUGAUGGUGAAUCAGUUGAUGUUGAAGAAUCGUUGUACGUUGAUUUUAUUGCUUCUGACAACAAAUUGGUUGUUUCACCAUUUGGAGAAUAUGAAGUUUCUCAACCAUUGGCAAAUGUCACUGUUUUUGGGGGUUUCCGAAGAGCCAGAAACUGUAUUGUUUGGUAA
Candida tropicalis MYA-3404 is the source of this 2748-nucleotide messenger RNA. RefSeq names its product Gca2p (gene GCA2). Bases 1 to 2748 code for a protein of 915 amino acids. Lineage: Eukaryota; Fungi; Ascomycota; Pichiomycetes; Serinales; Debaryomycetaceae. The transcript has a single exon. Gene Ontology annotation, biological process: carbohydrate metabolic process. Gene Ontology annotation, molecular function: hydrolase activity, hydrolyzing O-glycosyl compounds; carbohydrate binding. The record is from RefSeq and is a predicted model, not a curated record.